AUGGACUAUUCAAGGAGAGCUGCCGCCGCAGGCUUGAAGCCAGAGGUUUUCGGACAGUUCGCAGGAGCGGCGACUGGCGGCAAACAUGGUCUUGUCCGGAGAGAAAGAACAGGCCGGUAUGUCGAACAUGGUGAGGGCAGAACUCCGUCUCCAACGCUGCCGAGCCACCCCGAGAGCUUCCCCAUCAACGCCCUCGUGCCCAUCAAGGGCACGCCCCUCGGUGACCGCGAACCUGUCAAGUUUCACCGCCGUGCUGAGGACCAUCUCUACCGCCCGCAUCCUCAUGCCCGCUACCAUCAUUCGCAUCGUGGCCGCAGGACCAUGUCUGAGGAGCAGCAGGCCAUGUGCUUCAUGGCUGGCGCCAAGGCCGUCUUUCAAUCAUGGCAUCUCGACCGUGACCUCACGAGUGAUGAGCCGAAUUUUCCUAUUCGGGCCAUGUUCGCGCUUGAGGUGGCUUGCAUUGUCAUUGGAAUACGGACGGGCGAGGCGACACUCUGGGCGUCAGUCUGUCUCUUUCAGCGGUGUGCUUACUGUUACUGCUUCUUCUUUGGCACACCUCUCCGCACCAAGUCGAUCCGUUCUAUUGGCAAGGCUGCAUGGGCAGCAGCAGACGCAGCAGCAUGUGGGUUGCGGAUUAGGCCCCUUCCCCUCCGGCGACCAGUCUCGUAUGCCCCCGUCUAUCUACUGGUGCAUCAGGCACCCGCUCCCGCUGGAUGA
Messenger RNA from Verticillium dahliae VdLs.17, 717 nucleotides. RefSeq lists its product as uncharacterized. Gene Ontology annotation, biological process: biotin biosynthetic process. Lineage: Eukaryota; Fungi; Ascomycota; Sordariomycetes; Glomerellales; Plectosphaerellaceae. Gene Ontology annotation, molecular function: 2 iron, 2 sulfur cluster binding; biotin synthase activity. The coding region runs from base 1 to 717 and encodes 238 amino acids. The transcript has a single exon. The record is from RefSeq and is a predicted model, not a curated record. Gene Ontology annotation, cellular component: mitochondrion.